Odontomachus brunneus is the source of this 10240-nucleotide messenger RNA. It is a transcript of the gene Dsx, whose product is annotated as doublesex- and mab-3-related transcription factor 2-like. Gene Ontology annotation, cellular component: nucleus. The transcript is spliced from 5 exons. The coding region runs from base 1580 to 2293 and encodes 237 amino acids. NCBI's taxonomy places the organism in Eukaryota, Metazoa, Arthropoda, Insecta, Hymenoptera, Formicidae. Gene Ontology annotation, molecular function: RNA polymerase II cis-regulatory region sequence-specific DNA binding; DNA-binding transcription factor activity, RNA polymerase II-specific. The record is from RefSeq and is a predicted model, not a curated record. Gene Ontology annotation, biological process: regulation of transcription by RNA polymerase II; sex differentiation.
UAACCUCCGUAUCUCCUCCCUUUACCUCGACGUUGCUCCCUCUCCGCCGCGUUGCCCGCGGCCAACAUGCAUUUCGCGACGUGCCGCUGCUACCAGCACUCUUAGUGAGUUACGGACUGCAUGCAGUCGCGCGUCGAGCGUACUGGCGGCUCCCGGAGUGUUUCCAUUUUGCUUCGCUGUUUCUUACAUCUGCCUCAUAACCGCCGGACUCUCACCUCGACAUCGCGCGGACCGACGUGUAUCGCGGGACUUUACUUGACAGUGGCAGGCGAUCAAGGCAGGAUCCGAGCUCGUCGUUGGAGCCAGCUCGACGCAGCAAGGGGUUAAGGAAAAGAUUGUACGUAUUCGCAAGGAAGAAUUGGUGAUCCGACAGGGAGAGGGAGCAGAGGGGGAGAGAGAGAGAGAGACAUAAGAGAGAAAGGACGGUAUUUGACGAGCUGCAAGGGAGAGAGACGAGAGACUGGACGCAGUGCGCGUGUGCAGUGUGUGCGCGCGCGACUUUAUCGUUUGCGUUUUGUUGUGCUACAAACUUUCGGUGCACAUAGUUGGCGACGUCCGUUUGUUGGUUAGGUUAGGUUCGUCAGUUCGUUCGCGUGACUGUCCGCCCGCGUAUCGUUGUGACGACGAUAGCGGCAGUGGCGGUGGCAACGACUGCUACGACGACAACGACGACUUCGUCGCAAGGCCGUGGACAUUUCGCAACACGGCUCAUCUUUCUAAUUGAGGGGACACGCGGUUUAUCGAGACACGGACGACGAAGACUAUAAACGGAUCGGGUGAGAUAAAAACAGAAAGGGUCGCGCGAAAAGGGGAGAACGAGAGAAAGGCGAGAAAAGUGGCAAAGAGGGGAGGACUGUCCAUUUCCGGGGGCGGAGACUUCCUGCCGCGUUUGCCCCCCUUCCUCCCUGCUGCUUCACUUGUUCGUAUGACCGUACUUUGGCUACGUGUGUGAGUGCGUUCUGUAUGUGAGAGAUACAGAGUGACGGAGCAGCGCGGCGCGGCACAAUAAUCCUCGCGCUCUGUCGUAGGUCAUUGACGAAUACGCACGUGUAACGCCACGGCGUUUCGAUCGGUCGCGUGGGAGCGGAUAGACCGCGCGAACGUUUCGUUAUACAUGCGUUACGCGCUAAAGCCCCCGCGUCGGAUCUCGCGUGAUCGCCGGAUCGCAACAGUGUUGCUCGCGUGUGACGAGAGGCAGCCAGUGGUGGACCCUCGACGCGACACCGCCAAUUUAUCCCCUGUUGUUGGUCGUGAAAGGGACAGCCGCCGAGCGAAGCAGGAGGAAAAGAGGCGAAGAAGGUGACGUCGCGCGCCAGAGAAGGCAGAGUUGCAAGAACGCUUGAACAAUACAAGACAAUCUCUCUCGGGCUGCAACUCUACGCGUACCAUAACGAUAUAAAGCGCGAUUUCGUCCGAGCGAGAUUAGUCGUUCCUCGUCCGACUCGGUUCGGUUGACGUCGGCGAGAAAGAUCUGAUUACUAUCAUUCCCCGCCGUCGUGUGGGAACAGACACGAGAUCGGCGCUUUUUGUUCAUUGCAUAGAGAUAGAGAUUCAAUAAAAAUUCAACGUCAUAGGCGUCAUGGAUAAUAUGGAUAUGAACAGAUCUGAGCCAGGGGAGUCAGACGCAUCUUUGGAAGCCAAGCGGGCAUCACCUGUUUGUACGGGAUGUUUUAAGCUAAAGCCUACAGCAUCAAAUCGGGCAUCACCUCUUUGUGCGCGAUGUCGCAAUCAUAAUUUGAGCAUCCGUCUCACAGGCCACAAGAGGUACUGCAAGUAUCGACACUGCACGUGUCGCAAAUGCCAGGAAACCGCAACUCGGCAGAGAAAGAUGGCGAAGAAGACGCGUCAACAAAGAGCACGCAAGCAGGAUAAGGAUAAGGAGCUCAAGCCCGAAGAGGUCAGUCCUUUCUUGUUCCACAAGGCGAAGGUGCACAUUCUUCAUGGGGAUCCUGUGAUCGUACGAAACCUCCAGGUAGAUCCAUCGGCUUCCGAUGUAGAGGACGCACUCGAAUCCGAAUCCGAACCCGUGGAAAAGAAACGAAAGAAUGACAACCUCGAGAUCUUACUUGAGUACAUUAAGAGGGAGAUGUACCACUUCCGCUUUGUCUGGCCGUUGGUGUCCUUAGUGACCACUAUUGUCAAGUAUAGCCAGGAAUACGCUUCAGAAGCGGAUAUUGCAGAGGCCUUCAGCCGCAUAUCUCGAGUUUACAUAAUUCGUCACGCGAAAAUUAUUCGUCGGAUCAUCGUGAGCAAAGUAAUUUUGUCGUUUCUCGUAAAUUUAUUUCCACCUUGAACUUUGCACUUAUAAUUGCUAAAUUUUUUGGAACUUAGCAUCGAUCUACUAUUUGUUUUUCAAGGUCUUAAUCGAACAAGCUGUGCUGUAAUAUUCAGUAAUCAGGUUCGAUAUGAGUCGAUAUAAUUUUUAAAAACUUUUGAUUGCGUCUGUGCGGAAAAUCACGAAAACUAUGACGCAUGCUUGUGCAUUUGAAAACUGACACAAACGUACUUAGAAGCAGCGCAGCAACAACUCGAAGAUAUUUCUUAUAUUUGCGGAUUUUAGAAUAAUUAAUGGUAUUGGAGUUGGUAAAUGUUAAAGAAGCUUGCAUUUAUUCUUGAAAAAAUUUGUCUACAAAAAAUCGCGCGCUAUUAUAAAAUAUUUAACACAAAAAUUUUAUUUGUAAGCUUUAGUAUACAAUUACAUACGAUUUGCCACAUUGGGAAUUCGUGGAAAAGAAAUCAACCAUUUCCAUUAUCUCUUAACGAUAAAUCAAUCAUACAUAUUGUCUGUUUUGAAUCGUUAUAGUAAAAAUAUUUGAUAGAAGAAGCUUUGCGACAAAUUAAAUUUAUCUGUCGAGUCUAAUGACUAACUUUGACUAUGAAUCGUAUGUGUUUAUUUUUCCCUCUAUCUCUCAAAAGAGUCUCGCUAAACAGAUACCAACUUCAAUACGAGUAAAAUUCUGUUUCCGCGUGUACUACUCAACACAUUCACGGGAGGAUCUACACCCUAUACUUACCUACGAUCAUAUUUUGACGUAGAUAAAUAUUGUCUCAAUAAACUUACGACAAGAUUAUUAAAUAUUCUUACCACGCAACUCGCGAAGACAACCUUGGAAGAGGAAACACACUGGUAAGGAAAGAUUUUCACUCUCCUCUCAAAAGAAAAGCCUUAUCUGUCUUCUGUCGGAAGAUGUCUCGCCGUGUCUUGAAGAUCACGUAAACACUCGAGAAAGAGAAAGAGAACCUGUUUGGUGUCACUACGGCGAUGUUUAAACUACGUCCCGACAGCUUGUACAAGAUCUGCGCAUAUGCCUCAUAUUCAUAAUUUCGCUGCGUUCGUGCGAAGUGAUACGUCUUAAAGAAAGUUUCUCGUUCGCUUUCGUACGCGCGAUUGCGAAAUGUGAAAGGAUAACUCGCGGCUGUCGAUGAUUAUGUUCCACGCCCGAAGAUCACUUUCGUCAAAUGAUAUUAUUUGCAGACGAAGAUUUUAUGCAACUCGAUUAAAACAAUGGAGAAUAAUAAUAUCGAAUUAGCAUAAGUGAAAGGAAAUAAAAAUUUCCGCGCACUACUUCACUCUAAACUACAUUGUAAACUAUAUUUUGAAGUGGUAUACAAAGGUCAAGGACGCAACGACCGUUUUGCAGUAAAGUAUCUCGCUUAGGAAUCACAUCAACAAAAGGGAAUAUUCGGCUCGAGCGAUUUUUACGGUUGCCACUAGUCUCGCGUAACAUCUUAAAUUAGAGCGAUUCUUCUCGAUGACGUACAAAGUAAUGCAUUACCAUUGCCGCCAUCGCUUAAAAUACGUCGUAAUAAAUACGCGUUGUCGUCGCGCCAAGCGGGAAUCGUUACCGGAUAUUUCUGCAAUUAUAAUGUAGCCAUCAUUACACACGCCGACGAGUGCUAAAUUUUGCUCGGUUGGAGAACAGCCAGCCGUAACUCGAAAAUCAUAUCUUCCGCCGUCCUCUUCGUCGCAGUUUUCGACUCGCUCUCAAGGUCAACAUUCGGGUUAAUCCGCAUGUCCUGAAGGGAUACGACACGCGGAUCCGAGCAAUACGCGCACACAGACAUGCAAGUGGACAUUUAAAGGACGUCUUUCGAGCGAGACGACAACCACGACGUUCGUUAAUCCGCUUUAAUAUCCCGGCGUGAAUUUUUCUGGGACCCGCGAGAAAAAGCAAGCUCUGAGAUUAAUCGAUGAAUGAAGUAUAUGCACCGCGCAGAUAUCCGGUUGUCGUUUCCCAGGUAAGCAGGUGAGAAGCGGUUUAAGGCAUCGCGAAAGGGUACGACGUUUUUAUUCACUGUAACCGUGGAAUUGACUCUCGGACAAAACCUCCCCUCCGUCAUUGUGAAUCGCUUCGGUUUCGGAUCACUGAUCAUUCGCCCAGAACCGUUGCGAAGUAUUUUAUUCGUUUAUUUGACGAUCGAUUUAUACUUGACGAUUAUUCCCGACGAUCUGCGGCGUUGCUGAAUUCACAACGUCGUCGUUUUACGACGAUAUGGCCACGAAGUCACAUAUUUAAUAAGCCUCACGACGCAGCCUCGUAUAAAUAUCACUUCGUACGAUGUAUUUCCGCGUGUGAGGCUGGAACCGCUAGUUUUAUUGAUUAUGUUCGCAACACUCACAUCCUUUCUAGCUAAAUAGGCUUGCGUUCAAAGCCCGAUGAUUAUAUUUCGAAACGCUUUAAGUGAAUCAGAGAAAUUUUGCCUCUACAUUGACGCUGCAGCUUUCAUCGAAUUUGAAGUACUAAUGAAAAAUCUCUCGAGGUACACAAUAUCAUCUAUUCUAUUAUUCAUUAAUACUAUAAAUAGUUAUUUAUUGCUAUUUUGUGGAAUUGUAGAGAAGAAAGAUUUAUUCAAUAUUCGAUUAUUUUUUUCAGUAUAUUAUAUAUAUAUAUAUUUAACUUUAUUUUUAGUUUUAACAAGCAACAUAUUAAUUGUAUAAUUUACUCAACCGCACUUUUAAGCCAAAUCUUAUCGGAAUCAUUAACAUUAACAAAAACUAAAGAUAUCAUGAGAGAAUAAAUUUUAUUUUAUUUACUCAUUUGACCAUUAAUUUUUAUUACAUGUUAAAUAUCAAAUAAGGAUAAGUAAAUCGAUAAAAAUCUAUUCUUUCAUAAUAUCUUUAGCGAUAUUAUUGCUGUUAGCAAUAACUCUUUUAUAAUUUCUGUGUAAUCUUCAAACGUUACAUAUCUUAAGAGAUUUUCAUCGCCAGCAUAUCUCAAACGAGUUGCAGGACCGUGGACGCCGCGAUAAAAGUAUUAAACCUCGAAUGAAGAACAUGUCAAAAUAAACAUUUGUUCAAAAUGAGAUGAAAAAAAGAAACAUUCCGUUAUAUAUACACAUGCUCUUGAAACUCAAUUACCCAAAAAUCAUAAGUUUUUGAAUCUCCUAUCGCAAAACUUGCACAUCACCGUUAUAAUAAUAGGAUACUUCGUAGGACUCGUGAUCGGAGAUCGGCGGGAUAAUUCCGGAACACUUCCACGUUACGAGCAUAUGUCAAGUGGAAGAUAACGUAUCGAUAGAUUGCCUCGAUAAAGCGGCGCAUGAUUGUGCUUUAUGCGACGUAAUGACGGGGAGGAACGCGCUCCCAGGGUCGAGAAAUGCUCUCCAGGAUUAAGUUCGCAGAGGAGGGACGGCUAAGUAAGCGUCUAAGGAAAACGGAGAAAGUAUAAUUUGUUAACCAGUUUAGCUACUGUGUGCCAAUACCCAAUCAUUAUAAAUCACUUAAGCCGCAAUAUAGGUGCUUCAUCGAAACGUCAAAGAGUCUAGCGCCCCGGGACGCUAGCGAUCGUACACAACGUAGGUUUCUUACUUAGAUCUUAGUGAGCGGAAAAUUGUCAGGACAAACGAGCGCGCAAUUAUUUAUUACUCUGAUGUCUAAACCCGAUUAAGAUUUCUGCUCGCUACUUCAUUAUCGCUGUUAUUGCCAGUUACAAUAUACAGCGACACUUGUCUACUUGUAAGUUUAACCUAUCCGGCGUUGCUCGGGUCACAAUAAAAUGUCGAAGAAAUUAGGGGGAGGGAUUGAGAUGUCUAUGUUUCAUGGUAGUUUAGAUUUUCCGCAGGCUCCUAGAGAGUAACUAUACAAAAUUUGAUUCAGAUCAGUCAAAGAGUUUAGGAGUUAAUAAGAAACACACAGAUAUUUUAUUUUAUAUACUGAGAAAAAAGCAGUUGAAAUCAAUAAAAUUGGCGAUCACUCGUCUUCAAAGAAAUGUUAUAUCUAUUGAACAAUUACACGUUAAUACAAUAAUAAAUCACAUUGAUAUAAUUACUAACCAAAUUGCAAUAAUUGAAUUAAUCGAUGAUUUCUCUCUCUCUCUCUCUCUCUCUCUCUCUCUCUCUCUCUCUCUCUCUCUCUCUCACGUCGUAGCAACAAUAUAUUUCGUUCAAUUGACUAAACGUUUGCGUGAACGAAUUUUGUUCACUCAGACAAAGUCUCAUUAACUCAAGCACUUUUUUCUCAGUGUAUAUAUAGAUUACAAUACACAGCGAUAUCUAUUCCAAUGAUCGACGUUCCUCUCUUUCUUAUUAUUUUCGCCAUUAUCGUCGUUGUUAUGAUUAAUCACUACCUUUAUCGUCGCUAGUAUCACUAUCGUGCUUGCAAUCCGACAGCUUAUAAUCCGAACACCGAGCAACGUAGUUUUCAAGGAAACGGAAAUUAAAGUAAUGCCACAUUUGAAAACUUUACCAGCAAAAUAUCGAAUCGUCGUUCUCUUCCUUCCUCUUUUGUUUUCCACUGAAAUUAUUAAUUACCCGAGUCAAGUAUCAAACAUUUCGUUGGCGUUAUAUUGUUAUUCACGGCGCCAGUCGUUAUCGUUCGGGAAUAAAUAGACUCGUGAAGGGGAGUAGUCGCGAUCUCGUUCGGCCGGUCGGAUAGCUGCGUUUUAAGUCGACGCGCGGAAAGCGACAUUCCAACGACGGUCUCGCGUAUGAGCAGGUGAACGAUUAACUGCUGCGCCUUGUGCGUCGCGCCAAGUACAUCGUUACGCUAUUAUUAACGUUACGUCGUGACGUAUAAAAUGCGCAAACUCACGCGAGUAUCGAAAGCUGACGAGAGACCGAUGUCAAAAAUAAUGACACGUUGAAGCAUUAAUAUAGAAUAAAAAAAAGAGAGAAGAUACUAGGGGAUCGUUAGUUGAAGAGCAACAGGCCUUCAGCGGCCGUUAUCUUGGGGGACAUGUUCCGAUCGCAUAAUUUCCCGUGUCCUUACGGACUGGACAGAAAAGUGCUCUUGACGGACGAGGGGUCUCUUAAUUGAUUACGAUGGCACUUCCGAGAGCCGGAGAUCGGCGAAGGCGCGUACGUUUUACCAACUAGUUUGAUGUAUAACCAGUAUGCGCGCGUGCCCGACAGGCCUAAACGCGUUGGAAUGAUACUCAGCUAAAUAGCGAAUGUCCACACCUCUGCGCACGUGUCAGAGAUUAAUGACGCUACUCGCGGAGAGAGGUGAGGAUGCUUCGCCAUAAGAACAGUAACCGCGGCGGAGGUAGCAGCGCGCCAGUCUGGUGUAAAUAAUGAGUCAGCGAUACUAAUGCGCAGUGCGGCUUAAUUGCUUCUAAAUAUUGAUGCAGCCGCUACAUAGUUAGCAGGGUGCGUAAAAUAGGCGUGUUUCAAUGACACCCUCUAAUUACGAUUGGAUCAUUUUUGCACGCGCCCUUCUUCAGGCGAUUUCUCUCAUCUCUGCGCCUCUUUCUCCUCUUCCUCAGGAUUUGCAUAAACGAGCGAAACCGAUUUGUCUGUUUGUAUCCGAAAUGUCGAACCGAGCCGAAGCUCAUAUUAAUCUCAGAUUCGGUGUCUUGUAUUAAUAGUCAUUACUCGAGACUUGUCCUACGCGAGAUACUCUGAUAUGAAUUUAGAAUUAGAUUUGAGUUUUUUGUGCCUGAAUCACACGAUAUAUGCGACGAUUACAUUUGCAAUGGCGAUUCGGCUGAUAAAUUCAUAUCUAAUUCUAAAUACAAAUUUGUAGUAUCUUAUUUAAGGUGAAUUUCAAAGUAACGACUAUUAAUACAGCUUUUAAUGAGACUGUGUCGCGUGAUAUCACGUUUUUAUGGUGGGCGAUAUUAUGCCAUAGAGUGAAAUGAAAUACGCGGUACAUCUGGGUAAAUCGCACGAGAGAACCUGUCCGUGUCCAUCUCCGAUGUUUCGCGCGGUGCUCUCGGGAGACUCUAUUUCCUCCUCUACGUAAUCUAAGCAAUCGCUUAUAAUUAGGCAUUGGACGUUGGAGUGCUAAAACUGUGCAUCGGAGGUCGCGUCAGACACUUACGGCGUACCGCCGAGUACGGGAAAAGCGUUUCGCACAGAAAGGAAAAGUGAGAGAUAAAACAAAAAUGUCACGCAAUGACGCGAGUGGAUAGAGCAAUGACGUUGCAGCCCACUUUCAAAGCUCUGUAUUAUCGAAUCACUAUUUGUAGUGAAUUACAUGCUGGAUUUUUCACGUCACAAAUACAUAUUAACGAUACCUAAAAUAUCAUGUAUUAUUCGUACGCUAAAUUUUCUUAUCACGCAUUGCUUAACACGCUACGAAUGCGCUGUAAUUGUGAUCUCUUUAACACAUAUCGAUCAUGUGUAGCGUGUGCUGGCAGUUUUCAGCUAUAAUGAUUCGAUCAAAAGUGAACCGCGACGCGCAAAUACGUAUAUUAGCUCGAAGUCGGCCAACACAGGCAUUCCUCCGAUGCUCUCAAGUCCAGGUCGCGAGAACGAUUAACGGCUCGUGUCUUGCGGCCAAAAUAGCCGUGUAGUAAAUAUACGGGUACAGUGUAGCGAGUAUAUUGCGUCUCUCCUCGAAGUAAUGCGUUCACGCGAUCGUUACUUUGCGACGGAAACAAGUUCGAUCGUCCCCUAAAAUGGCACCGUCCUGAAAUCUGAUGAUACGAAUGAUAACGCGAAUUCGACACUCGAACGAAUACCAGGUUGAAAGGCUCAUCAUCGACGCUUGUACUCGUUCGCAAAACGGUUUGCAUACUUUUGAUCGAAUGAAAUUGCAGCGCUUCAAGUUGUGACACAAUUAAAAGAGCCACUGCUGAUACGCAUAUGCACUAAUUAUUUAUGAGUCCUAAGUGAUAAUAUCGAGUGUAACGAUUUGGGAAGAAGAGUUUAUUUCAAAAUUGUAGGACAAUAUUAUUUGAAUAAUAAUAUUAUUUGUAUAUAUCUUAUAAAACAUGAUAACGCGACGGUGUGUUGAAUGGACGUCAACAGUGGUGUGUGCAGUGAAUUGUGACAACUCGGAGCGUCGCUUCGAUUUAUUUUCAUUCAAUAAAAAGCACGCACAUUCAUUUUGCAACCGAGCAUAGAACGUGCCGUAGUACGCGACGUAACUUGUGCAAUUAUGCCGCUGUUAAUUGUAGAAACAAUUAUAAAUCCGCGGUGCAAAAUAAUGAUCGGUGAAGGACGCAUGCGGUUAGGUUCGCAGUAGGGGUAGGUUCGCAAAUCGUUUCGUUCACGUAUUUAUUGUGAAACAAACAGUUCGAGUGGAAUCAUAAAACAUUUCGUUUAGUGUAAAGAUACUUAUCUCCAAUUUUCAUUACAAUCGCGCAAAUAUAGGUAAAAGAAAGAAAAAACUGAUUUGAGGUCAAUUGAGUAAAGUUUUAGACGUCUCGUAAUAUUCUCCUUGCAUUUUCUAUCCUGAAUGAAUGAACUGAAGUUAUAUAAUAUUAGUUAAAAUGAAGUUUGUUGAAGAUAUAUGAUACACUGUUUUAUAUAAUAACAGUGAACUUUAUUCUUAAAAUUAUUAAAAUCGCAGAAAUGAGCAGAUGGGGUAGGUUCGCUAAUUUUUCUGUAUGGUAGCACUGAUGAACUGGUGCGCACUGGUAUAACUACGCGCAAAGAAUAGAUUAGUAAACACAUAGCUCACAAUGCAUAGUGAUCAUAGGAUCAUAGGACACUGCAACACGAACGUAUGAUGAUGCAUAUACAUAUAAAGUAUGUUACAUAAAAUUAUUUUCUUUUGUUUUUAAGUAUAAAUAAAAUUGUAAGCACAAAAGUAUCGUAUAUGGUAUUUCAUUGUAUAAUUUAUUGAUUUAACAUUCUUCAAAGUGUAUAAUUACAUGUAUUUUAUAUAAUGCUGACUUACCCCGAGCUGGCCGGUAUGCCAGCCUACCGGGGCAGGUAUGCCUGCUUACUGCGUGUUGAUAUUUUUAUUAUUACAGACGAAACUAUACAGUUUAUAACAUCGUCAAUAGGAUCAAAAUGUAGAGGAAGAUUGUCUCUAUCAUUAUUAUAUAGCCAAUUGGAACAAUUAAAUAUA